This is a messenger RNA of Protopolystoma xenopodis, 210 nucleotides long. The record is from the annotation of a GenBank genome assembly. NCBI's taxonomy places the organism in Eukaryota, Metazoa, Platyhelminthes, Monogenea, Polystomatidea, Polystomatidae.
AUGGAACAAUUCCUUGAUAUUACGAAUUGUCUAGGUGUUCAAGCUCUUGCAGAGACUCACGGACUCCAUCAUCUGGCCGAUACCGCCAGAAAACUCGCUGUUGGAGAUUUCACUAGGCUGUAUAUAGCUAUAUAUAUCAAUAGCCUCCCUGAUCUUCCGCUUCUCUGUGCCUACCGUAUGGGGCCCUUAUUUCUGUUGCCUUCAAAUUGA